Strongylocentrotus purpuratus (purple sea urchin) is the source of this 4797-nucleotide messenger RNA. RefSeq names its product sodium- and chloride-dependent glycine transporter 1. Gene Ontology annotation, biological process: sodium ion transmembrane transport. Gene Ontology annotation, cellular component: membrane. The transcript has 14 exons. The record is from RefSeq and is a predicted model, not a curated record. Lineage: Eukaryota; Metazoa; Echinodermata; Echinoidea; Camarodonta; Strongylocentrotidae. Bases 348 to 2567 code for a protein of 739 amino acids.
AUUGUAACCCUGUUAUACAUGUCUUUGAGGAAACUCAUAUAGGUUUGAUGAACUUCCGUACAUUCUGUUCGUGCAGCGUUUGCUGAAUUAUUUGAAAUUUGUACUAUAGGUCAAAAGCUGCGUUGUUCGGGGUAACGUGUUGACGAUCAGCUGUGCGGUGGUUACGUAAGAAUGUUACAUAUUCCUGGGUGAUUUAGACCUGAUACACCUGUCAUUUCUUAUGUUAUAGGAUCUUCACGUACGCGUGAUCCGUUUGAGGCCGUAGGCCUACCAGCCAUGUCGUCGUAAUCUACUUCGUAGUUUUUCUGAUCGCUUCGUUUUCGAGCUCGUUCGUCCACCAUCUGACCAUGUCAAACCAAGCGAUCGUGAAGAUGCUGAGGGGUGAGGUGACUUACCCCUCACCAGCUGAUGGGGGCAAGAACGCCACUCCUCCCAAUGGUUACAGCUCUGGUAACAGUACAUACAGACAAACCUCCACAUCGUCGUCUCUCGCGACCACCACUGCUUCACAGGCUUCCUUGUUGAUCCCUUCGGCGAGCAUGAGAACAACGAGGGCUAAUGUUGGUCUACCGACGAUGCCUCGACCAGACAGCUACUAUCGGAAGAAGACGAUCAUAGGGGAGUUUAAACGUCUGAAAUCGGCGAUUACGGCUGAUAAGGAGAAGCAGGACAUGGAGAAGGUCGAUCUUGGAGAGGAGGAGGAGGAGGAGAGAGAACAGUGGGGUCAUAAGAUGGACUUCAUCCUCUCCUCCGUAGGGUAUGCUGUUGGUUUGGGUAACGUUUGGCGGUUCCCGUACCUCUGCUUUAAGAACGGAGGGGGGGCGUUUCUCAUCCCGUACAUCAUUUUCCUGGCCAUCGCUGGUGCCCCUCUCUUCAUCAUGGAAUUCUCCAUCGGACAGUUCUCAAGUCUGGGCUGCAUCGGAUGUUGGAAUGUGGUCCCGCUCCUCAGAGGAAUGGGUAUUGGCAUGAUGGUCCUAUCAGGGUUAGUGGCCAUCUACUAUAACGUCAUCGUAGCCUGGACCAUCUAUUAUAUGGGAGCAUCCUGCCAAUCUACGUUGCCUUGGUCCAACUGCGACAACUCCUGGAACACCGAAAACUGUUUCGAUUCCAGUAUAUACAACGGCACAUUCAACCUGACUCAGUCGGUCCGCCCCAGCGAAGAAUACUGGACGUACCGAGUUCAUCGUCUGACAGACGGGAUUGAUGAUAUGGGCACAAUGAACUGGGAUGUAUUCGGAGCUUUCCUCGCUGCUUGGAUCAUUGUCUAUUUGUGUAUCAUCAAAGGAGUCAAAUCAGCAGGAAAGGUGGUUUACUUCACGGCUACCUUCCCGUACAUCGUUCUCUUCAUUCUGCUCAUCCGUGGUGUCACUCUCCCUGGUGCUGCCAAGGGAAUCAUCUUCUACCUCAAGCCAGACUUCCAGAAGCUUGCUAGCCCAGAGCCAUGGAAGGAUGCUGCAAACCAGAUAUUCUACUCCCUUGGUAUGUCAUUCGGUAGUCUCAUCACCUUUGCCAGCUACAACAAGUUCAAGAACAACUGUUAUAAGGAUGCUAUCAUGGUCUCAUUCAUCAACUGUGGGACGAGUAUCUUCGCUGGUUUCGUCAUCUUCUCCGUCUUGGGUUUCAUGGCACAGGACAGUGGGCUCGAAGUCAAAGACGUAGUCGCCUCCGGUCCUGGUCUUGCGUUCAAGGUGUACCCUGAAGCUCUGUCUCGCCUGCCCGUUCCCCAGCUCUGGUCUAUCUUGUUCUUCUUCAUGCUGCUGACUCUAGGAUUAGACAGUCAGUUCGCCAUGUCUGAAGCAUUGAUCACUGCCAUCGCCGAUGAAAUGAGUCCUGCCCAGAGGAAGAAGUGGAAGUGGCUUGUUACCCUUGGUGUCUGUGUCGCUCUGUUCCUCUGUGGUAUACCCAUGUGCAUGAAGGGUGGUUUGUAUGUGUUCACUCUCAUGGACUGGUACUCAGCAUAUUUCUCGCUGUUCAUCAUCUCAUCUUGCUACUCUCUGUGUCUUUGCUACAUCUAUGGUCUGAAGCGAUUUGUUGGUGACAUCCGGGCAAUGAUUGGUUAUGACGUCUUCAUCUAUUGGCAGAUAUGUUGGGCUGUGCUUUCACCGCUGGCUAUGCUGCUCAUCGUUGUAUUGGGCUUUGUAUUCUACGUACCUGCUUACUACGGCGAUUACGUCUUCCCAGAUUGGGCCCAGGCCAUCGGUUGGUUAAUGGCGUUUGCUUCUUUCCUUGUCGUCCCUGCUUAUUCGAUCUAUGCAAUGAUCUUCCUAGCCGAAGGCACUUUCCUCAAGCGUGUAUCGUUCUUGAUGAAACCUACAUGGGACUGGGGUCCUGCAUCGAACGUUGACCGUAUUGAUCACGGCUACAAGCCUUUCCCUCCUGGUCGCGGCGGGCGUAUACCAGUUGGCUACACGGGAGAGUAUGCUACGGAGGCUGACGACGCUGCGGCAUACACUUCGUCAAAUGGAGUAUCCUUCAUCUCCGGCAAAUACACCCCGACCGAAGAGGGACGGGAGGCUGAUACCGCUUCGAAUGGAACUCCUCCUCCUGAUUACAAUACAGUUGCUUAAGGUUGUUCUUAGAAAAACAAUAAGCACAAAGGCUUUUCAGAAACCCAUUCUGUGGCGAUUUCAGUUGCCUCUAGCGUAUUGCCUAUAUUGAAAUGUGUUCCAUGCCCGCUAUGUAUAUAGGAGGCGUCGUUUUAUUGACGUACCGCUGCGUCAGCAGCAGUACUGAUGUAGUUUUUGACGCUCAAUAUGAGCGUCACAUCGCACAAAAAGUGAAUGCAAAAUUCAUACUGCAAACAUUUCGUUGCGUAAUUAACGUACAUAAUUAUGCGCUAAUUCACUUAUCAGGACUGUUUAGAGUAGCUAAUUAUAACGCAAUAGAAAUGACGCAGCGUGUGCGAUGGGCAUGGCAGUCACCUCCUACAUAAUCCGCACAUAUUCUUUGUAGGCAAUGCAGUAGGAUGUUGAAAUGGCCCUAGAGUAGCUUGCUUGAAAUUCUUUGCGAUCGUGUAAUGGUUCUGAAACCACAUUUAAUAUAACCAAAUAUCCCGCUGUUUAUUUCCCCAAAUCGUAAAUCUUUAAUGAUGAAUAUAUUUCAAAGAGCCUGUUCCAUUUUCAUAAUCUUAUCUUUUUUAAUUGUGUCGUUGGUCAUAUAAAAUCCCAAACAGUAAUGUUCUACAGUAUUGCUGAUUACUAUACCAAGUAAAUGUAAAUGUGUCGACAAAAUAUUAUUGUAGGCUAUUGUAGACUAAUUAUAAGGAAAACCGCUUUUCAAUCUGUUAUGAAGCUCGCCAAUCUGUUAUGAGGCUCGACAAGGAACUGUUGUAUUCAUGGUGUGUGGUAGAAUCUAUUUCAUGUAUAACAUUUUUGUUGUUGAAAUAUAGAUUAACAAUCUGUAUAUAUUUUUAUAGUGGAAAAAGAUUUUCUAGUAUAUAUACCAUAAGUACUUCUUUAUGCGUCUUUCAUUCGAUUUGAAAGCUGCAUUGUUUUUGGAAUGUUUUUUUAUGUGUACUUCUCGUCAAAAUCUGUGCAUUUUCUUCGUCGAUACUUCUUUGUGAGUUGAGAAUGAUUUUGUUCGGUUAAAAAUAAGCAGCUAAAUUCAACAUUCGUUAUAUUUCUUUUUUUUUUAUAUAUAUAUCAAACUUUCUUUUUCAUUCUCUUUCUCAUCACCAACUCUCUUACGUUAACCCUCUCUCUCGUUUUCUGUGCCAAAUAUAUUUUUCGCCAUAGGUAUACCUGUCUGAUCGACUUACUAACUAUUACCAUUUGUAUGCAGUGAAGGGUCUAGUGUAAAGGAUUAUCUGACUGGCGGAGGGGGGGGGGGGGGGGAUUAACAAGUACGAAAAUUUUUGAAAAAUGCAGACAAGCUAAAAUGGGGGUCCAUAUUUUAGCUAAUUUUACCUCGAAAUUCUCCGAUGACAAAAGGAAACCUGAUUUUUUUCUUUCUAGAGCCCUUUUAGGUCUGAUUAUCUGCACUCAUACCACAUUCGGUUUUAGCAGAGACAUGCGUCACGUGUCAUCACAGUUUAUGUGCUUUUAUUUACAAAUUAUCUUACCAAAACAUGCAAUCAUAAUCGUUUUCGGUCUAAUUAUUGCUUUCCAGAUCACGUAUGGGUUAUUUUUUGUUAACUUGAUGUGUAUAGUAUGCCAGAUCGGGUUUUGCUGGGAGCACAUGCCCCCUCCCUCCCCCGUUGAUCCGCUACUGGUACAAUCUCCUGAAAUAGCAUUAUAAGUGUAGCUCAUCCUUCAUUUUCUAAUUUAACUCGUAUUUUCAUUAUUUGUUUGGAUGGUUUUUAUGCUCAUAUUACUUCUCUCAGAAAGACGAAUGUCGUAUGAGAAAUAGGAGAAAUUGUUUGCAUAUUGCACCCCACCAUUUAAUGUUUCAUGUUAUACAGUUAUAUUAACACAGUCUUUCACAUUAAGCUUUCGUGUUUUAACGGAGAUAAGAGAAGUGUUUCCACUAUUUGUAUAUGUAUAAUCAAAAAUUAUAUUUUUUUCUUCAUCUACUUUAUUGUAUUUUCUUAAGUAAUCAAAACAGGGUACGAAUAUGCUCAAAUUAUCAGCCUUAAUGUUAAAAAAUAAAACGGAUAUAGAAAUCUAAAUCGAAUUUGAAGUACUAUUGUAAUCGUUAACAAUAUGUAUAUUACGUUUAAGAAUGCACACAAUUUAUGGGAUGUGGUUUUAUAUAUAAUCAGAUGUGUUUAUGAAAUUGACAUAGCUUUUUACAGUAUUUUUUCUUUUUGACUUUGAAUGAAGAUAAAGUGAUAGAAUGUGAACAAGACAGUAUAAGGCA